Molecule: messenger RNA, 1760 nt
Organism: Notolabrus celidotus (New Zealand spotty)
Lineage: Eukaryota; Metazoa; Chordata; Actinopteri; Labriformes; Labridae
Gene: arr3a
Product: arrestin 3a, retinal (X-arrestin)
Exons: 18
Coding region: 160-1227 (355 amino acids)
Biological process (GO): visual perception; G protein-coupled receptor internalization; signal transduction
Molecular function (GO): G protein-coupled receptor binding
Source: RefSeq, a predicted model, not a curated record
ACGACAGCGACAAUGAACCAGCUAAGCCUGAAUGAUGCUUAAAGAGAUGCUGCGGGUAUAUAAAGGGAGAUGAACAUGUUGGGGAGCGUGCACUCUUCACUCACUCUGACCAAGCUCCUAGACAGCUGACAAGAGAACUCCUCUCAAGACUCUCUAAAGAUGGCAAAGGUUUUCAAGAAGACCAGCGGAAACGGAGGCGUGACCCUCUACCUGGGGAAGAGAGACUAUGUGGACCAUGUGAGCAGUGUGGACCAAGUUGAUGGUGUCGUGAAGCUGGACACGACAGAUUUUGCAGACAGGAAAGUCUUCGUGCAGCUGGCAUGUGCCUUCCGUUACGGUAGUGAUGACCUGGACGUGAUGGGCCUGUGCUUCAGGAAGGACAUCUGGAUCCAUCAUGUACAGAUCUACCCUGAGAACCACAAGCCUACUCUGACCGCCAUGCACGAGACCCUGUUGAAGAAGGCUGGGGACAACUCCCACGCUUUCUCUUUCGAGAUUCCCAACAACCUCCCAUGCUCGGUCUCUUUGCAGCCUGGACCAGACGACAAGGGGAAGGCUUGUGGUGUCGACUUCGAGGUGAAAACUUACCUUGCCAAGGAAAAGUGCAACGCUGAUGAGAAGAUUGAAAAGAAAGACACAGCUCGCCUUAUCAUCCGUAAAGUCCAGUACGCCCCCUCUCAGAUUGGCACAGGACCCAAGGCUGAUCUCUGCAAAAGCUUCAUGAUGUCCGACAAGCCUGUUCAUCUAGAAGCUUCAAUGGAUAAAGAUCUCUACUUCCACGGCGAAGCAAUCGCAAUUAAAAUCAAAAUCAACAACGAGAGCAACAAAACAGUCAAGAAAUUCAGAAUUACUGUGGACCAAACCACAGACAUCGUCCUCUACUCAGCAGACAAAUACACCAAGCAAGUUUUCCUCCAAGAGUUCGGAGAAACAGUGGAGCCCAACAGCACCUAUGAGAACACUCUGUCCAUCACUCCCCGGCUCACUGAAAACAAGGAGAAGAGAGGGCUGGCACUGGACGGACGACUGAAGGAUGAGGACACCAACUUGGCCUCUACCACUAUGCUGCGAACGGGUUUGGAAAAAGAAGUGUUGGGAAUCCUGGUUUCCUACAAGAUCAAAAUUAACCUCAUGGUCGCCGGAGGAGGCCUGCUUGGUGGCCUCACUGCCAGUGAUGUCACAGUGGAGCUGCCGUUGAGUCUCAUGCACCCCAAACCAGAAGAGUAAAGAAAAAACAUCAGCUGUCUUAAAGGAAAACUCCCCCCAUAGUCGAGAGAGGAUGUUACCCCGGAGGAUGAACAGAAACAUAAAGGACGACAGAAAGACAACGAGUGUAAAAGACACCAAACAAAGAGGAGGAGGAAGACGGAUGCAGACGAAGUAAUGAAACUCUAUAAAACAAGCAAAUAAAGACAAACACUUCACAAGGAUACAAGAUGUAAUCAAACGUAUCACCAGACCCCAAACAGAUUGUGUUGUUCAUGUUUCUUCUGUGUGUAUUUAUCGUCAUGUAGCCGUAGAGGGAGGACUUCAAUUCCAACGUAGAGGGGAACCAAAGACUUUAGUAGAGUUACACAAAUAAAGUAUUUUUCAUUAAACUGCAGAUGAGCGGGGGGAAGAUAGGAAAUCAGUAUGAAGACCAUAAAAACCACUGUGCUUUGGAUUACAGUGAUACUCUCAUAUCGUUUUGAUGUUUUUUCUUCUGUGAAAUGUACCAGAUUAUGUUUUUGACGUGAAGUCAGAUAAAGUCAAAACAAUAA